UUUUGCAUUAUUUUCAAGUUGUCAGACAAGCGAUCAGCAACAAAAUGGGUCUUUUCCAGAGUUGUAUGGGCAAGAGAAACAACAGAGUCGAUGUCAUGUCGGAAGAAGAAGCGAAGGCCUACAGUAAGAUGGAAGAGGAGAUCAAGAAGGAGCUGGUAGGAGAUACCAUCCAGACCAAGCCCCUGCCAUGGAUGAUGUUUUGUACAGAACCUAAUGCCAAAAAGCCUUACGCCGAUGAGGUCCCUGAUAGCCCGGUCUUAGAAGUCGUACAGAAGAAAGGGGGCGUGGCCUUCGAUAUCGGGUACAAGUCAACUGUACCCAAGCUUCCUCCAAUCAACGUUAAGCGAGUUCAGGUUCCAGUUGGGGGCGAGGACUAUACAAAAUGGAAGGUUGAAAGAGACAAGCUUCUAGUUGAUAAGCACGAGAAAGCCAAGAUUCGAAGAGAACACAGUAUCAUCCAGCAGAAGAAGCUGUCUGCCCAGAGACCAAGGACAGCCCAGUCCAGGGAUGCCAUCGAAAGCACUCUUAAUGAAGAAUGAAAAGGCCAAUGUUAACACUAUUUUAAAAUUUAACAACUACAUGUAUAUUUCUUAUUUUAAGAUAGAAUAGAUAGUAUAGGAUAGCGUAAUUUAACAAAAAAUGUCUGAAUUUAAAAAAACUUUAAGAUACAAGUGUACAGUAGGAUAGCUCCAAAAUUGUAUCAAAAUUAUCUCGAAUUAAGAUUCAACCAUUUUUGUGGGCGCCCUUUUCCCCCACUUGCUGAAAUUACUUUAUUGCUGAAAAGAAAAUAUUAAAAAUCAUAUUAAUUGUAUAAGGUGUAAACAAUAUCUGUUGUUGUCACGUUUCAAAUGUAUUUAUUGAAAAAUUAUGAUUUUUUGAUAUUUAAUAAAAAGUGUUGUUGG
Magallana angulata is the source of this 902-nucleotide messenger RNA. RefSeq lists its product as uncharacterized. NCBI's taxonomy places the organism in Eukaryota, Metazoa, Mollusca, Bivalvia, Ostreida, Ostreidae. Bases 45 to 539 code for a protein of 164 amino acids. The transcript is spliced from 2 exons. The record is from RefSeq and is a predicted model, not a curated record.